Cariama cristata (Red-legged seriema) is the source of this 881-nucleotide messenger RNA. RefSeq names its product calcium/calmodulin-dependent protein kinase II alpha (gene CAMK2A). The record is from RefSeq and is a predicted model, not a curated record. Lineage: Eukaryota; Metazoa; Chordata; Aves; Cariamiformes; Cariamidae. Gene Ontology annotation, biological process: protein phosphorylation. The transcript has 11 exons. Gene Ontology annotation, cellular component: neuron projection; cytoplasm. Gene Ontology annotation, molecular function: calcium/calmodulin-dependent protein kinase activity; calmodulin binding; ATP binding. The annotation marks the transcript as partial.
GGGCGCUUUCUCCAUCGUUCGGAGAUGCGUGAAGGUGUUGGCAGGACAAGAGUAUGCGGCCAAGAUCAUCAACACCAAAAAGCUGUCUGCUCGAGAUCACCAGAAGCUGGAACGGGAAGCCCGGAUCUGUCGCCUCCUGAAGCACCCCAACAUUGUGAGGCUCCACGACAGCAUCUCCGAAGAGGGCCACCACUACCUGAUAUUUGACCUGGUCACCGGUGGGGAGCUGUUUGAGGACAUUGUGGCCAGGGAGUACUACAGCGAAGCGGAUGCCAGCCACUGCAUCCAGCAGAUCCUGGAGGCCGUCCUGCACUGCCAUCAGAUGGGGGUGGUCCACCGGGAUCUGAAGCCUGAGAACCUGCUGCUGGCAUCCAAGCUGAAGGGUGCUGCUGUCAAACUGGCUGACUUCGGCCUUGCCAUCGAGGUAGAGGGGGACCAGCAAGCGUGGUUUGGUUUCGCUGGCACCCCGGGAUACCUCUCCCCUGAGGUGCUCCGGAAGGACCCCUAUGGCAAAGCCGUGGACCUGUGGGCUUGUGGCGUCAUCCUCUACAUCCUGCUGGUUGGGUACCCACCCUUUUGGGAUGAAGACCAGCACCGACUCUACCAGCAGAUCAAGGCUGGGGCUUAUGAUUUCCCCUCCCCUGAGUGGGACACGGUCACUCCUGAAGCAAAAGAUCUCAUCAACAAGAUGUUGACCAUAAAUCCAUCCAAGCGCAUCACGGCAGCGGAGGCUCUGAAGCACCCCUGGAUAUCGCACCGUGCCACCGUGGCAUCAUGUAUGCACAGGCAGGAGACGGUAGACUGUCUGAAGAAGUUCAAUGCCCGGAGGAAGCUGAAGGGAGCCAUCCUCACCACCAUGCUGGCCACCAGGAACUUCUCCG